This is a messenger RNA of Larimichthys crocea (large yellow croaker), 1618 nucleotides long. RefSeq names its product shox homeobox 2 (gene shox2). Lineage: Eukaryota; Metazoa; Chordata; Actinopteri; Sciaenidae. The record is from RefSeq and is a predicted model, not a curated record. The transcript is spliced from 5 exons. Gene Ontology annotation, cellular component: nucleus. Bases 77 to 982 code for a protein of 301 amino acids. Gene Ontology annotation, biological process: regulation of transcription by RNA polymerase II. Gene Ontology annotation, molecular function: DNA-binding transcription factor activity, RNA polymerase II-specific; sequence-specific double-stranded DNA binding.
UGUGUGGUGGUGGUGGUGGUGGUGCGUGUGUGUGAGAGAGAGAUUUUUUUUUUUUUAAAGAGGAGAGAAGGCAGGGAUGGAAGAGCUCACCGCGUUCGUGUCUAAGUCUUUCGAUCAGAAAGUGAAGGAGAAGAAGGAAGUGAUAACCUACAGGGAGGUGUUGGAGACCGGGUCGACGCGAGCAGGAAGCAGGGAGUCUUUAACCGCGGAGCCGGGAAGCCGAGAGGAAGCGGGAGCCGUCACCCGGAACGUUGCGCUCUCGCCGGGCAGGGAAACGGACAUGCUCGGGCCGGAAAGAAUCAGGGACGCCGGGAGCCCCAAACUCAUUGACGGCAACACGGACGUCAAGGAAAGGAAAGAGGACUCGAAGCCUUUAGAGGACGAGGCACAGACUAAAAUCAAACAGAGGAGAAGUCGGACUAACUUCACAUUAGAGCAGCUCAACGAGCUGGAGAGGCUCUUCGACGAGACCCACUACCCGGACGCCUUCAUGCGGGAGGAGCUUAGCCAGCGACUGGGACUGUCGGAGGCCCGAGUGCAGGUUUGGUUCCAGAAUAGAAGAGCCAAAUGCAGAAAACAGGAGAACCAGUUACAUAAAGGAGUCCUGAUUGGAGCAGCGAAUCAGUUUGAAGCAUGUCGUGUAGCGCCAUAUGUCAACGUGGGGGCUUUACGGAUGCCAUUCCAACAGGAUAGUCAUUGCAACGUGCCGCCCUUCUCCUUUCAGGUGCAGGCGCAACUGCAGCUGGACAGCGCCGUGGCCCACGCGCAACACCACCUGCACUCUCACCUGGCGGCGCACGCGCCCUACAUGAUGUUCCCCGCGCCGCCGUUCGGUCUGCCUCUGGCGACUCUCGCGGCCGAGUCCGCCUCCGCCGCAUCGGUCGUGGCAGCCGCCGCCGCCGCCAAGAACACCAGCAAGAACUCCAGCAUCGCCGACCUGAGACUGAAGGCCAAAAAGCACGCGGCCGCGCUGGGACUGUGACGCCAGGUGGACUGGAGGACAAGAGGCGUGCACGCGCUGUCUGCCACGUCUGCCUCGCGACCCAGAGACACUGACCAUAAACGCUUACAAAGUGAACAAGGACAAAGUGAGAAAAAAUUAUCCGAGGACGAUAUUUAUGUUUGUUUUUUUAAAUGAAGGACGACGAGUAUAACUAUAAGAAUAUAGGCUAUUUAUGAGAUAAACAACAGACAAUGAGAAAAAAGAGACUGUCAUAGCCUACACAGAUGUGAUUUCUUUUUUUCUUUUUUUUUUUGGACGCCAAAAAAAAUUUACAAAAAUAAAACUGGCGGAUGGGAUGAUAGCGAGGCUACGCAGGGUCCUUCACUGCAGCCACAUGGCUGAGGAGGGGCGGCGGGACACCCCCGAGGAGCAGCAGCAGGAGCAGGAGGAGGAGGAUGCAGCUGGGACGGUCGAUACUUUGUCAAACAAGGCGAACCAUUCUGCAGUUGUUCUGUUUUAAUAUUCUAUUAUUAAUGUUAUGUUUUCAUUUUGAACCUAUAUAGAGGCUGGCCUCGUUAUAAAACACUUUCUCUGUAAAAGGACAGAGCAGGAAUUCUUUGACACACACACACACACACACAUACAUACAUACAGACACACACAUACACACACACA